UAUGAAAGAUUCUACUAGUUUGAAUUCGCCAAGAUAAUAUAACUAAGAAAAGGUGGAUCCAAUUUUAACAUCAAAUGCAUUUAGAUUUAAGACCCAUCAUAAUUUGGGAGAGAAAUAGAUUAGACAGAGAUAGAUAUCCAAAUAAGAUAGUGAUUUAAGAGCAUUUUCUGAAUUAGAUGAAGAUGAUGAAAUAAAAUAAUGCAGUUCAGAUGAAGAUAAUAAAAAUAAUGAAUAAAUUUCUCAUAAAUAACCAUGGUAUUUUAGAUCAGCAAUUCCAAUUAUAAGUAGUAAGAAUUCAGAAAAGAAAUGGGAAACUCAUAGUGAGAUGAAAAAACAUAAUAAAAAUAAACCUUCAUUUGCUUCAAUUUCAUCAAAUUCAAGUUUCAAUAAAAUGGGUAUGAUGACAUUAAAGGAAGAAUUUUAAAGCAUUUAUCAACAAUAAUAAUUAGAUGAAGAUAUUAAAGAAAAGGAUACUGAAAUGAAUGAUAGUGAUGAAAUUCCUUAAUUAAUCUAAUAAGAAUCUAUUAUUUAAGAUUCUACAAUUAUUAUAAAUAGAAAAUCAUAAUAAUUAAGUAAAUCAAAAGUUGAAAUUGAAAACUUUCCAGAACCUAUUAAAAGUGAUCCAUACAAAAAUUUAAAAAUAGCUAGUGCUUUACUGGCUACUUGUGGAAUAGCAGGAUGGCUUUAUAGAAAGUAUUUUUGAUUUUAUA
This is a messenger RNA of Paramecium sonneborni, 710 nucleotides long. Lineage: Eukaryota; Ciliophora; Oligohymenophorea; Peniculida; Parameciidae. The record is from the annotation of a GenBank genome assembly.